ACCAUGACCCCACCUGCCACCUCACCCACUGAAGGAGACGAUCUGUGUGACACAGAUGUUACCACCAUGGCCACACACAGUGUGACACUGCUCAUCUGCCUCUGUGGGCUGGCUGGGAACGGGGCUGUGCUCUGCCUCCUCAGCCUGAAAAAAAGCGGGAACGCUGGCAUCUUUGACCUGGCUGUCAUGGACUUCCUCAUUCUCCUCUUUGCAGUCCCCUCUGCCCUCCUUAUCCUGGUGGAGGACGUGUCCUGCUCUCUUAUCAUGCCCUUGAUGUACAUGAACUUCCUUUUCCAGCUGUCCGUGGUCUCCCACUACUGGGCCCUGCUCUGGCUGAUGCGCAGCAACAAGAUACUGUUUAUGCGUGAGAUCUGGAACCUCUGUUGCCGCUGCGACCUCCCUGAGCACCUGUGGUGGGUGCUGGACAGUGCCCAAUACUGGGCCUUCUUUGCUCUCUUCACUGUCAUUCCCUCAGUGACAUUCCUGUGCCCAUCACACGAGCAGGAGCACUGCCGGGCUGCUUUCAUUUCCAUGUACACCCUCAUCCUGCUCUUCUUGGCUGCACCCCUGCUCAUUUCCAGCACAAUCGAUUUAAUUAAUGCCAAGCCCGGCUCCCAGCAGCAGCAACCCAAGAGGCGUGACAUCGUUCUCUUCAUCAUUUUGCUCCUCACUCUCCUUCUCAGCCUCUGGAAUUUCCUGCAGCAGCUCAGUUACAUCACUGUGUCCUCACAGGUUGUUUUCCUGCUCACCUGCAUCCACAGCACCAUCAAACCCUUCAUCUACUUCUUGGUGGGGAGGUGCAGGAGGCCCUGCUCCAUGCGGUCUCUCCGGCUCUCCCUCCAGAGGAUUUUUGAAGAGCCCGAAGAAAACAAUGCCGAGAGUGGUGAUCCUGCCAUGGACAUGGGGGUUUGAGCCUGUUGAUCCCUUCUACUACUCUGCUGAAGGAACCCAGGAAACUCGUUGAAGGUUUCCUUGGGCCUCCUGAUUGAUCAAUAUCUACAGGAUCACCCUCUCUGUGGUGCUGUAUUCCUGCAGGAGAAGGGAGCAGAGGCACUGCCUUGGGUGAUUUUUGUGGGAUGCACUGCAGGGAGCACACUGGAGCAUGGCUUUCCUCCUCCCUCCUGGUUUCACAUGGCUCCAAGCUGUGCAGCUGGGCUCAGUGCUGUUCCCCAGCUCUACUCCCCAUGGAAUGAUCCUCAUGGCCUCGGCCCCAGGGAAUGAACUCCAUCUCCUUGGGCUCAGCAGAUGAGUUCCAUGGUGUUUUCAGGGAGCUCAUGCCUGUCCCAUGACACGGAGUGGUGGAUAUUUCCCAAAUCCCUGCAGGGCUGGUGCCUCUGGAUGGCAGGAGAGGGGUUGGGAUCACAGGGAGCAUCCUUCCCUUUCUGUCCAGCAGAGCCAGCCCAUCAUUCCCAGCUGAUGGGAAGGGACACCAGGUGGGGCUGCAGAGGUGGGGAGGGACAGCAACAUUCGCUUACCCUCUCAGUGGGAAUUUGUCACAGGAUUUAAUUCCAAAAUUAAGUCCUCACAAGUAAAGUGCAGGGUCAAUAGGGAACUCCACUGAUCCUUUGUGCCUGUACCAGAAAGUACAUGGAAUAUGGAAAUUCCCAUCACCAGAUGCUUGGACCAUUUAGUUGCACAGAGAUUAGGGGGUUAUGCUGCUCUUCGGCAAAAUGGGCCCCUCCAUCCUCUGGUUCCCCAGCAUCAGUGCCCAAGGAAGCCCUUGACCACCUCCAUCCUGAACCUGGCCACCCUCAGGAGGAGCUGCACAGCCACUCUGCACAGCAGCUUCAGCCACAGCCCAGCCUGUCCUGAUCUUUGUCAUUCUGUAACCACCCCUCAACCAGAUUUGGAUUCAUGGUUUUUGUUGGAUUCUAAUGUGAUACAACUGACUGUAGGACAUGGGGUUACAUGUUGAAGUAUUAAUGCUUGUGCUCACCAGAAGACCCUGAGGGAAAGGCACAGCUGCAGGCUGGGUGGAUGGGAGGCGCCUGAGGGCUGAGAGGCAGUCAGGAGUGCGGGAUAGUCAGAUGGGAGUGAGAUUGUGAUUGGCUGGGGGAACAUGUAGACAGCUUAUAAGCAGGAAGCUGAUUGGAUGGUAGGACAGGGGGCCAGCAGCACUGCAGCUGAGCCAGCCAAUGGGUGCCCUCCUUCUGUUAAAUUCAGUUAGGCCUCAGUUUGGUUCCCAUUAUGUCAGGUUGAGAUUAAAGGCAUAAACAGCGGCUGAUUUUUACAAUGAAACGAUCUCAUUCGGAUGCAUAAGGGGGUCUGUGUCGCUUUGUUCCAAGUGCUACAAAUGGCAGGCCUGAAUUGGGAGCUAUAAAGGCAGCACAGGAUGUGCUGUCCAAUCGAGUAGCAGCUUCCACUAGGUCAAGGGACCGGCCCAGAAGAGUCUGGGAAAAGUAUCUGAGGAAGGAUCCAAGAGAAGUUCAGGAAGGAACUCAAGAAUUUAAAAGUGCACCAACCUCUCCUAGGGGGUGAGUAGGCAUGUGGGAGAAUGUACUGGAGGUGGAAUAUCCCUGGAACAAAGCAGGAGCUUGGGCUAGGUAAGGCAGCUCCUACAUCAUCAAUCGAUUAAUAUGGCUGGUAUGAAACUAAGGACCUUGCUGGACUGGGUGCCUAAUCAAAUUAAAGAUUUUUCCCUUUAGUGGCCCCUUUGAUCAGCAACCUGGCAAGCAAUACAGCAGAAACUUUUUGAUAUCGCCAGGGGUGGCGAUGCCGAAGCUUGCAGCCGCCUCACUCAUGGGGGACAAUCAUGGUGGCCAUUAAAGGAAGUCACGUGAAUGUCGGCCAUUUCGCAGCUUCAGACAUUAAUUCCCCCAAACCCUCAGUGCCCCCAGAACCCGUAUACGAUCCCGAGAUUAAUCCAGAAUCUGCAGAAUUGCCUUACCCCCAGAUCAACCCAGGCCCUGCAGGACUGCCUUACCCCAAUACAAAUUCCUGCAUGGCAGGACCCCUCGGCACGGAACUCUCAUUUCAGGAGUGGGCAGCAGCUCCCUUCCUGCCCUCGAUGGCGAUGCAGUUGUCCAGCACUGGCAAAAAUGGCAGGAAGCUGCCACGAAGGAGGGCAGUUUGGUGGUCAUUACAGCCUGCCCAGCCUGAGCCGAACCACUGGCCGGCAUAUCAGGAGCUAGACUAUAAAGUAAUUACAGAACUGAGGGCGCUAAAAAAGAAAGCGGCAUAUCCUCCCAUCACACCCUAAGCUACCUACAAUCCAUCAGGACCAUGUACAUCCUCACUCCCCACGAAAA
Haemorhous mexicanus (house finch) is the source of this 3248-nucleotide messenger RNA. Its product is annotated as mas-related G-protein coupled receptor member B4-like. The transcript has a single exon. Lineage: Eukaryota; Metazoa; Chordata; Aves; Passeriformes; Fringillidae. Gene Ontology annotation, molecular function: G protein-coupled receptor activity. Gene Ontology annotation, biological process: G protein-coupled receptor signaling pathway. The record is from RefSeq and is a predicted model, not a curated record. Gene Ontology annotation, cellular component: membrane. Bases 4 to 912 code for a protein of 302 amino acids.